This is a messenger RNA of Lactuca virosa, 422 nucleotides long. The record is from the annotation of a GenBank genome assembly. Lineage: Eukaryota; Viridiplantae; Streptophyta; Magnoliopsida; Asterales; Asteraceae.
AUGUGUGGGAUCUAUUUUAGAGAAGGAAAACAGGGAGCUUCACAAAAUCGAACACAAUUUCUACUUCAAGGGAUCGACCUCUAUAUUUCCAGAUUAAGAAAGAUGAGGCGAGAAGAGAAGAUGACAAUAUUUCUAAUCAGGGGUAUGAAAGUAGGACGUUAUAUUCAUGAAAGAAACCUCAACAGGGUAGCAGUGGAGUUCCUCAAGUCGGUAUCACUUUGAUCGUAGGUGGUUCAUGGUAUGAAAGUGAGGAACCAACAGUUGUCAUAAUAUUUGCAUUUUAUUGUAACUUGAGAAUUGUGAUGAGAUGAAAUAGUUAGUUUUGUAGCAUUUCGUUUCAUCUGUAGAUAAUUGACUAAUUUCAUUAAAUUUCUUUUAAAUUAAGCAAUCGUUAUUUUUUUCCUGCUGGAUACUUCAUUAAA